AUGGUGGUGAUUCGGCUGGUCACGGACAAACGCACUGAUCCCUGGCUUUACGAUGCAAUUCUGGAUGCGGAGCACCACACCGAACAAGAAACUGCAAAUAUGGUGUUGCGUGACCGCACUUUGAAAGGGCAUCCCUUCAUCCGCCUGUUGCCUGCGUUGCUGGCGGCUUUGGUGACCGUGCCUUGCUUCGUUGAUGCUGAGGGCACCUACAAGACGUACAUCGGCGCUGGAGCUUUGCCACCUGAUGGUUUCACCAAUCCUGCUGACCCGCGAGUGCAAGAAGAGCUCACGGACCGACUGAGUGCCGAAGUGCCUUGCAAAACUUGGGUCCAACUCUGGAAGUUAAAUCCUGCGCAGGAUGAAGAUGAUGAUCUUUACAGCGAUGACCUGAGGCUGCGAGCCAAGAUGCAUGCCAGAUCCUGGGAUGAUGCGGUGCAACUGUUGGCCGCCCUUCGCCAGAGAGCUCUUCGGUGCGACGUUGCUUUCAACAAGAUCCAGUUUGAUGCCACCAAGUCCGUGACCGAGGUCCACAUCCAGAUGGCAUUGCAGGAUGACACCACCUUCGAGGACUUGAGACAGAAGACCGAGCUCUAUGAACAAGUCAGCCAACGAUGGAUGUCAGAAGGACUGGCUGCUAUGGAGAUUUUUGAUCUCACUCAGGAUGACUCCCCAGAGGAGCAACAGGAGACAGAGUCCAACGAUGAGGGCGUCAGGCUGACCGUCUAUGCAGUGACUGAGAUUGUCGAGACCUAUGAGGUGGCCGAUGAUGAGGAGAUCUUCUUCGAGUGCUGCACUGGAGAGGAAGAUGAUGAGCCCAGACUUCAUCUGAUGGGAAGACAGGCUGGGGACUAUCCAAGGAUGAUCAUGGUCUUUUCCUUGAGUGAUGCAGAAGAUGAACUACAAGUUGAUGCAGUGAACGACGCAAGCUCAACUGCUGGUCGAGGUGGUGAUGAUCCGCAGCCACCCGACGAGGUGAUGGCAGAAGAAGCAGCCCAGAGGCAUGUGAGAGAGGUGACAGUGAUGAUGACGCUACACAACCCAGGAGUCUGGAGACAUAGCAGCAGUAGCGAGGAUGGCAAGGUGAAGGGCAAGCUGGCUCGAUGGGAGAAGUGGCGGUUCAAGCUCAAGGAGGUGAAGGCUUUGAAGUUGGAGUUGCGGCCCGAUAUUGUCAGCUACAACUCUGCCCUUAGCACAUUUGGCAUAAGUGAGUGGGGCUGGGGCAUACAGCUGCUGGAAGAUGUUCAGGCACAGAGUGUGCAAACGGAUGUGAUUUCGUACAACGCAGAGAUCACAUCCAGUGAAGGGGUGCGCUGGGAACAGGUACCACCACUUCUGGAAAGGCUGCGGCUAAAAGACCUUGAAGCAACCUUGAUCACACUGAAUUCUGCCAUGAGUGCUUGCGAAAAGAGCGAUCAAUGGGAGGAAGCCUUGCCCAUACUACAGCAGACGCGUGAUUGCUUAUUGCAGAGUACCAUUGUCACGUAUGGGUGCGCCAUUAGUGCGUGUGAGACCGGCUCUAGAUGGGAGAAUGCUUUGCCUUUUCUACAGGAGUUUCAGGACAAGAUGGGCCAUCCGAAUCCAAUCACCUUUAAUGCUGUCAUCAGCUCGUGUGGAAAAGGAGAGCAGUGGCAGCUAGCUCUUGGCCUGUGCAAGCAAAUGCAAUUCCUUCAGCUCUGCCCAAGCCACGUGACUGUCAAUGCUGCCAUCACCGCGCUUGCGAAGGGUGGCCGGUGGCAAGAAAUCUUGCAACUUCUGGUUACUGGGCAGGGGCACCUUCCACGCUUCAAAGAUUUGCAAAAGACAGUCAUCCGCUAUGGAGGUGCCAUCACUGCAUCUAUGCACUUGUGCCACCGAGACAUCAAACCAGAGCACAUUCUCAUCAAGGCACAGUGGGACAAGUACUCUGAGGGAGUUGACGUUUGGUCCUGUGGGGUGGUCAUGUAUUUGCUGCUCACAGGAUAUCCUCGGAGGGCAAAGGCAUUGGCGGAAUUCCAGAACAUGCGUAGCGAUGACUUCAGGAGAGCUUUGACAAAAGGCAAGUUGCACAGCCUCCAGGAACGAGGUGAUCAUAUAUCCCAACACGCCCACAAGUUGCUGGAUAUGCUGAUCAUGACCUCUGAAGAGCAUCGGGCAACUCCACGACAAGCAGCCAAAUCCUUACUUAAGUUUGCUGUUACAUGCAGUGCUUUCUGCAGAUAA
Durusdinium trenchii is the source of this 2199-nucleotide messenger RNA. NCBI's taxonomy places the organism in Eukaryota, Dinophyceae, Suessiales, Symbiodiniaceae. The record is from the annotation of a GenBank genome assembly.